AGGGCGCGGGGCCCGGCGGUGCCAGCGGCCUAAGCCUCCCGCGAGCAGCCGGGCGGCCCGUGCACCGCGCCCGCGGGACCCCCACGCGACCCCCGGCGGCUGGGGCUGGCGCAGGCCGCUGCCCACCAGGGCGGCCCAGGGGAGGUGCCGCCCGGCGGCCGGGCCCGGAUCCGCCCCCCGGACGGUGCCAGCCGGAGCGCGCGGAGCGGCCGGGCGGGAUGCGGGGCGGCCGGCGGCGCUAGCGGCCUCGGGGCCUGGGGCCGGCGAGCAGCAUGUCAGCCCCUGCCCCCGCCGAGCUCGGCCACCACGAUGGGCGGCGGGAGAGCCGGGCCGGCCCUGCCCGGGCGGCUCCUGCUGGGGCUCUGGGCACUGGCGGCUCCCCUGGCGCAGUGUCUCGCUGGCAGCACAGUGACUGUCCCAGAAACACUGUUGUUUGUGUCCACCCUUGAUGGGAACCUUCACGCUGUGAGUAAGAAGACAGGCGACAUCAAGUGGACCCUGAAGGAUGAUCCCAUUCUUCAGGUGCCUGUUUAUGUGGCAGAACCGGCAUUUCUUCCAGACCCCAAUGAUGGCAGCCUGUACAUCCUGGGAGGCAAAAACAAAGAAGGCCUGAUGAAACUCCCAUUCACCAUCCCAGAGCUGGUCCAGUCCUCACCAUGUCGCAGUUCGGAUGGUGUCCUCUACACGGGGAAGAAACAGGACACCUGGUUCGUCGUGGAUCCCAAGUCGGGAGAGAAGCAGACGACGCUGUCGACAGAGGCCUGGGAUGGUCUAUGUCCCUCGACUCCUCUCCUCUACAUUGGCCGCACCCAAUAUGUCAUCACCAUGUACGACACCAAGUCCCGGGAGCUGCGUUGGAAUGCCACCUACCAUGACUACUCAGCAGAGCUCUACGACGAGGCGUACGAUUACAAGAUGGCUCACUUUGCAUCGAGUGGGGACGGCCUGGUAGUGACUGUGGACAAGGAGAGCGGUGAUGUCCUGUGGAUGCAGAACUACGGCUCCCCUGUGGUGGGGCUGUACAUGUGGCACCAAGACAGUCUGCGCCGGGUCCCCCACCUCAACGUGGCCAUGGAGACGCUGCGCUACCUGACCUUCCACUCACAGGACAUCCGGCUCAUCAAGUGGAACUACCAGUCCAUGAAAGACUUCUCCACCACCAAGACCCAGCUGCUGCCGACGCUCUACGUAGGGAAGCAUGCAACCAGCUUCUACGCCCUGACCUCCUUGGUCCAUGAGAGCGUGGCACUUGUGCCCCAGGGGAUCACGCUGGCCAGGAUCGAUGGCCCCACCACGGAUGAUGUGACCGUGAGAGAGUCCGGCGAGUGUGAGAUCACACCAAGCACAGAUGUCAAGUAUCCGCAGGGCAGCAUGAGCUCCCUGCACAACGAGUGGCUCCUCGUAGGGCACCAUGAACUGCCUCCUGUGGUCCAUACCACGAUGCUAAGAGCCUUUCCAGAGACCCUGAGGAAGACUACAGAAGCCAUCAUCCCCAAGAGCUCCCCUCCCAGGACUCUGUUUGAUGACUUUCUGAACCCGAACGGCAUGGAGGAUCAGGCCAGCAUGGGCAGCGAUGGGCGGUACCGUUGGGAUUCCACCCAGGCAGAGCAAACGGAAAUCUACCCGGAGUCAGGCAGCUGGGACCUUGUGGUCACUGCAGUGCUACUGGGCGGGGUCGUUCUGCUCCUGAGCUUCGGUCUCAGGAAACUGCUGGAGCAGCGACUGCAGCUCUUGCCGCAGCAGGGACUGCUUUCCCCAGGCCGGGUCUCUGGGGAGAGUCUUCCCCCAAGCUCUGAGGAAUCACUGAGUGGGAGCCAGCGAACCUCUUCACAGCCGUCACGGAGCUCAGGCCCAUCCUCCUCACAGAAGGACCUGCCCAACGGAAUGGCCGACCAGGAUCUGGCUGUGUCUGGAGCUGCUGAAGAUUUGGAGCCUGAUGUGAUUGUAGUUGGGAAGGUUUCCUUUAACCCCAAGGAAGUGCUGGGCCAUGGAGCCAGGGGAACCUUUGUAUUCAGGGGGCAGUUUGAUGGCCGGAAUGUGGCUGUUAAGCGCCUUCUGCCCGAGUGCUUUCACCUCAUCGACCGGGAGGUCCAGCUGCUUCGGGAGUCAGACGAGCACCCCAACGUCGUGCGCUACUUCUGUACGGAGAAGGACAAGCAGUUCCAUUACAUUGCCAUUGAGCUCUGCUCUGCCACGCUGCAGGAGUAUGUGGAAAGCCCCAGCUUUGAUCGUCGGAACCUGGAUCCAGUGUCCCUGCUGUAUCAGACCACGUCAGGCCUGGCACACCUGCACUCCUUGAACAUAGUUCACCGUGACCUGAAACCCUGCAACAUCCUCAUUUCUGUCCCAAACAGCCAUGGGCAGAUCCGGGCUGUCAUCUCAGACUUCGGCCUGUGCAAGAAGCUGCAGGGAGGACGGCACAGCUUCAGCCUCCGCUCUGGAAUCCCAGGCACAGAGGGCUGGAUCGCACCGGAGGUGCUGCGAGAGAACCCACAGGAGAACCCUACGUGUGCGGUGGACAUCUUCUCAGCUGGCUGCGUGUUUUACUAUGUGGUGUCAGGUGGGGAGCACCCCUUCGGGGACAGCUUACGGCGACAGGCUAAUAUACUGUUGGGCACUUACCAGCUGGCAUGUCUGUUGGAAGACACUCAUGACAACGUUGUUGCAAGGGAACUGAUUUCGGUGAUGAUCAGCAACGAGCCCCAGGAGCGCCCAUCAGCACCGCAGGUCCUCAUGCAUCCCUUCUUCUGGAGUCGGGAGAAGCAGCUGCAGUUCUUCCAGGACGUCAGCGACCGUAUUGAGAAGGAACCUGCCGAAGGACCCAUUCUUACUGCCUUGGAGUCCGGGGGGCGCUCGGUCGUGAGGUUGAAUUGGAGAGCUCACAUCUCUGUCCCGCUGCAGACAGACUUGAGGAAGUUCCGAACAUACAAGGGCAGUUCAGUACGUGACCUUCUGCGGGCCAUGAGGAACAAGAAGCAUCACUACCACGAGCUGCCAACAGACGUCCAGGAGACUCUUGGGGCUGUUCCUGAUGAGUUUGUUCAGUACUUUACUUCUCGUUUCCCCCAGUUGCUGCUUCACACACACAGAGCCAUGCAGAUCUGUGCCACAGAGAGGCUCUUCCACCCCUAUUAUCAGCAGCAGCCAGGAGACCUUGGAAAUGAGUGGAGAAGCCACACCUGGGAGAGAACUUAGAGUGAAGGCCUGUGCUGCCAAGCUUGCUCUCUGGUGCUGCCAAGGUGAAUCCUGCAGGAACAGGGAUCCCAGCAGGUGGGGCUCAGACAACAUGUGCCUCAAUUUUAUCUUUUUUUAAUGCAGAGAUUUCUGCAGGAUUUUAUCCCGCUGACUAAGCUGCCAGGACCUAGCGCAGCUUCACAACCCCACCAGCCACCCUAAACUGGUUCUGGAGCUCCACUUCCCCUGGAGAGCAGCUGGAUGGCAUCUCUGGACGCUCCCUGGCACUAGCACGCUGGGGAUGUCACUGCCUACCUUUCCAGGGAGAGGCCUGUGGUGGGAACCCAAGGGCGUUUUCUCAGCGGUUCCUGGGUGGUUUGUCUCUCUGGGGCUGCUCCUUCAAUCACCCAGAGCCCGACUCCUCAUCUGUGGGGAAACAGAGAGACUCUGGAGGUGGGGUGGAAGGGAGUGAGGCCCUUCUCUGGAAUGUCUUUUAAAUGAAAACGGUAUUGGCCAUGCUAUUUACAGGACGUUACUGUAGCUCUUCCCAGUGCUGGGCAGCUGCAGUCCAGGGCAGAACCAGGACUUGUCAAUCGUUCUGUGGCCAGUCCGAGAGGUCCUCUUGCUGCUUCUCUUCACACGUGUGCUGGUUGGGCAUGGGGUCCCACGGUAGUUAGUUGAUCUCAGUAAGCUUGCAGUUCCACGGCUCCUCUACAGUCCCCUGAACCAUCUGGGCUAGAACCCUUCCCCUUAGCAGGGCGCCUCUUAAACCGUCUAGAGUCUAAGAGCUGUCUUGGCCUGACGAUCCCAACCCUAACACCUCCGUUUGCUGGCUCAGCCAGAGACUGGCCCGAAUGUCCUGUGUCCAUCCUGCUCAUUCUCUGCCACUAUUGAUCCUGAAUCAUUUCAGAGAAUGAAAAAUCUCUCCCAGGGAGGUGACAUGUCCCGAGGAGUCUGAGCCAAUUGUAGCGCCUUGUGGGAAAUGGGUUUGUCAGCGGGACCGGGGCCACCGAGGGCAGCAGCUAGGGACAUGUAUAGAACCGUUGAUUUCUGUUUCAUGGACAUUCACCUGUUUGACCCAGGCUGUAGUGUCCCAGCUAGAUAACAGCACGCAGUGUGGGCUUGAAGCAGACAGGGAAGCACAAGCUGUGCACACCCAGCGUGCAGCCACUUCUCUCAACCAUGACGUGUGCCUGGCCCUGACUGAGGCCUGGUCACUAAGUGUAAAGCUUUAAAUCCAGACUGGAUUGGUGUGACUGCCAAGCAAAGCCAUCCCUGCAGGGGUAGGUAUGUGCAUGCGCACACUCGCCUGUAGACACGGUCUCUCUUUUUUCUCGGGAAUAUCUGAAUGGAUUUUAUCCAAACGUAAAUGUUUGGUUUAAGCUCCGUCAUGAGACAUUUCAGCUCAGAAGAUAAUUGGAGCGGGGGGAUUAGAAUGGAAGAGACAUCUCCUGUAGGGCUGUAGUGUGGCAGUCAUCACACCACCCGCUGCAUCGAGAUGCUUUACCAUUUUUAACUGAAAAUGUUUUAGCCUAUUUAUAUUUUGUUUCCAAGACACUGUCUUUCCUGUGCCAGCCCUUAAGCAUCAGAAUAGGAAACUGCAAGGUCCUCUGUUGCCUGUAUGCAUCUGCUAGAGCAGAGGCUGAUGCAGCAAACUUUUCUCUCGUUGAUUCCUUUCUGUGCUGAUCUGUUGGAAGCUGGGGUCUGUUUGAUUGUCAAUUUAAAACUUCAAUGUGAAUGGCAGGACUGAUGUGGUCUUGACACUGGAUGUGGUCUUAUGCCCUGGCUGGACAACAUACCUGCCUGGCAUUUGGGCUGGGUUUUUGGUCCACUAUCUACAGAAGAGGUAGGCCACCGGCAGUGCUGAAAUGAGAGGUUUCUCUCUCUCUCUCACCGAGGCUCUUCCCCACUGUUUUAUGGCCCAGUAGAAGUCACUGGGGCUGGACCGAGUGGAUUUGUAGAAGCUCAGCUUACAGAAUGUAACCUCAGGGCCUGGGUGCAGGAGCACCUCCUGUUGCCUCUUUUCUGCCCCACCUGGCCCAUUAAAGGAGUGGAGUUGCCCAGCUCUGGAGGCAGGUAGGAGGGGAUGCUCUAGGGAACAUCUCAACAGAAUCUCAGUGAUGAAGUCCCUGUGUCUCUGGCUGAGUCAAAUGCUUUCUCCAUUCUCAGUCUGCAGCAGCCUAUAUUCAUCACAGCUCACGGGCUUGAAGGUCUGAGGGCUAGUCUACACUUACCUGCCGGGUCGACGCGGUGAGUUCGACUUCUUGGAGUUCGAACUAUCGCGUCUAAUCUGGACACGAUAGUUCGAACUCCCCGCGCGCGCCGGUCGACUCCGGUA
Mauremys mutica (yellowpond turtle) is the source of this 5512-nucleotide messenger RNA. RefSeq names its product endoplasmic reticulum to nucleus signaling 2 (gene ERN2). The record is from RefSeq and is a predicted model, not a curated record. Gene Ontology annotation, biological process: IRE1-mediated unfolded protein response; protein phosphorylation; intrinsic apoptotic signaling pathway in response to endoplasmic reticulum stress. Gene Ontology annotation, molecular function: ATP binding; protein serine/threonine kinase activity; RNA endonuclease activity. NCBI's taxonomy places the organism in Eukaryota, Metazoa, Chordata, Testudines, Geoemydidae. Bases 310 to 3195 code for a protein of 961 amino acids. The transcript is spliced from 22 exons. Gene Ontology annotation, cellular component: IRE1-TRAF2-ASK1 complex.